Arabis nemorensis is the source of this 411-nucleotide messenger RNA. NCBI's taxonomy places the organism in Eukaryota, Viridiplantae, Streptophyta, Magnoliopsida, Brassicales, Brassicaceae. The record is from the annotation of a GenBank genome assembly.
AUGCCGGUUCUCUUGAGGAACUGUCCACAUUUAGAAACUCUUGUCCUUGAGGGUCUCUUACACUUUGAGACAGAUAAAUGCGGGGAUGCAUGUGAGUGCGUUUCUCGGGAAGACAAAGGCUGUUCGCUCUCAUCAAGCCCGGUGAAAAAGUUGCAGACUAGAGGGAUUAAAGGAACCAUGAAAGAGCCGGGGAUGAUCAAGCAUUUCAUGGAGUCUUUCCUGUGUUUGAAAGAGAUGGAUGUAUAUGCCGAAGAGAAUGAUCCUACAAUCUUCAAGAUCCCUGGAAUGAUGAAAGUUGUCGCGCAUAUGCUCUACAAAGAGUUCCUUAGUUAUGAUGUGUGUACACUCCUUUGUGUAAGAAUUGGAUUGAACAGUGAGGGAGGAAAGAAUCACCGGGCAUGCCAAUGUUAG